AUGGAACUAUCGAAUAUUUUGCAGCGGCGGCUCCUCAUCUCGACCGAUCAACGACAGCAAAAUCGUCGCAUUGACAUGUCCAACACGAUCGCCCCAGCGGCUGCCAAAGAGACGGAAAAGGAGUUGAUCAAGAACGGACACGAUGACGAAGACGGAUGCCACAAAUCGGCGAAGAGAGCCCGACUGAGGGAAUGGCAACCACCGGUUAGAGAAUGUUAUGUUGAAGGCUCAAAGACGCUGGUGAUCCUUUUUGGUUGGGCCGGUUGCCGAGACAGAUAUCUGAAGAAAUACGCCGACUACUACCAAGCCUCUGGAAUCUCAACCGUUCGUUUUACGGCGCCUAUCUCUCACAUUCGACACAUCACCGACUAUCAACCAUUAGCACAACGAGUAUUUGACACGGUUUUCGGAAAAGAGGGUGAUAAUUGGGCUCACGAUGUUUACUUUCAUGUUUUCAGUAUGAAUGGUUGUGCGACGUUUUGCGCUUUCUGGGAUGGUUUGCAUGGGAAACAUUUUGAGGAAUCGUUGAAGAAACGUGUGAAGGGAAUCAUUUUUGAUAGUUGCCCAGCCAACGUUUCUGCAAAUCAAUCCGCUCGUGCCAUUUCUUUUGCCGCUUUUCCACCGUCUGCUCAUCCUGCACCUAUUCGAGAAUCUGUCAAGGCACUUCUUUUUACAUACUUCUCGGUGCAAAGAAUGAUCUUUUGGGUGCGUUCAAUUUGGGAAGAGGGCGUUUAUGAGAGGAAUUUUGCGUUCUUCCGAAUGUUGGCUAUCAAUGAUCUUCCGCAGAGGCAAUUGUACUUGUAUGGACCGGGAGACGAUAUUUGCUCACUGCACUCGAUCGAGAAAUUUGCCGAAGUUCAACGAUCUCUUGAGAAAGAGGUCGUCCUACACUGUCUACCCGAUUCGGCUCAUUGUCAACACAUGCGCAAACAUCAAAAAGAAUAUCAACGCCACUGUCUCCAAUUCAUCGACCCAAAUUGGGAUGUGAACGGGAAUUCGGUGGGAAGUGAGAAGUCGGCAUCGUGUUCGUCAUUGGAACAACAACCCGAGAUCCAAGUCACUAUU
This is a messenger RNA of Mesorhabditis belari, 1065 nucleotides long. NCBI's taxonomy places the organism in Eukaryota, Metazoa, Nematoda, Chromadorea, Rhabditida, Rhabditidae. The record is from the annotation of a GenBank genome assembly.